AUGACCAUCCAUGCAUUUUAUUUAAGGAAGCAACCACAUCAUGUGACCAACUCUGUGAAAAAUGAAUCGAGCGUGGUACUAUCGAUGCAUAACACGGAAAACGACGACAACCGUACAGAGGACGCUCUCAAGGCGUUUAUACAUGACGAGGCGUGUGGUAUAGGUGUCUUGACAUGUAUGGCCUUUGCACAUGACCAGCACAAAAAGAUACCAGUGUUAUGCGGGACAUUAAAGAACGCUCCUGUUUGCCUUGGGCCAAGUGGUAAAAAGUGUGAUGCUUUUUGUGACGCUGAUGGUGGCUCUCGAGUAUGUGCGUAUGCCUUUUCAAAAUGUUGUUCUCAUAGUCCCAAUGGAUGUAUUUCUUCUGAGCCUCGUAAUGUAGUCCUCAAUAACAAAUAA
Lichtheimia ornata is the source of this 399-nucleotide messenger RNA. RefSeq lists its product as uncharacterized. Lineage: Eukaryota; Fungi; Mucoromycota; Mucoromycetes; Mucorales; Lichtheimiaceae. The transcript has 2 exons. The record is from RefSeq and is a predicted model, not a curated record. Bases 1 to 399 code for a protein of 132 amino acids.